Lytechinus pictus (painted urchin) is the source of this 4938-nucleotide messenger RNA. RefSeq lists its product as uncharacterized. Gene Ontology annotation, cellular component: extracellular region. The coding region runs from base 324 to 3194 and encodes 956 amino acids. The record is from RefSeq and is a predicted model, not a curated record. NCBI's taxonomy places the organism in Eukaryota, Metazoa, Echinodermata, Echinoidea, Temnopleuroida, Toxopneustidae. The transcript has 15 exons.
AGUGCAUGCAUGUUUCACCAAAAUAUCCGUUGGUCUUGGUGACAAGUGUAAAGAUAAAGUUUCGAGGACUAUUGUGGACAAACUCCAGUUGGUUUCUUCAAACAAUUAGAUUACCUAUUUUACACUUAUAGAGCUCUCAUGACAAAUUCGAAUCAAUCGGAGAAAUAGAUAACAAACCCGAAUGAACACGGUUCGAUCACUGUUUAAUCAAAAUGGAUUUUGCAGGAGUCUUCUUUUAAAUGCACAUUAUUAUAAAUCCAAGAUGAGAUAUAUAAAAGAUGGAAUUGCAGGCUUCGAUGAGAGAUGAGGGAUAAUUUUUUUAAAUGGAAAGGAUGGAAAAUAUAUCAAUACACAUCGUUGUCUUCUUGGUUGGUAUGAGCGUGUUGUUGACGAGAUGCAAAGGAUUCGAAUCAAAUGAAAGUUUCAUCCUUGGACCACCCUUACAUCGAACUCGAGAUGACCCUCCUGUCUUUGGGAUAAGAGACCAUAAAACAGACAUCGAUGACUUCGAAAAUACACUCCCAGGUAACGUCAAUGAUGAUGGAAUAGCAUCUAAAGUUCAGAGUCAACGUCGGUAUCGUAGAUCUACAGAUUUCUCUUCGGAAGAGAGCGCGUCACUCGUCGAUAAGCAUAAUGAAUUAAGAGGACAGGUAUCCCCAGAAGCUUCCAAUAUGGAGUUCAUGAUCUGGGAUGACGACCUGGCUAUCAUGGCCCAGGAGUGGUCGGAUACCUGCUACUUCGCCCACGGUCAACCCGAUAACAUCUCACCAUUCAGCACAUUGGGGCAGAACCUUUGGUUGGGGUCGGCGGGGAAGAACGCCCCCGACGGGACGGGGGCGGUCCAGGCCUGGUACAAUGAAGUUCAAUACUACGAUUACAACACAACGGAAUGCAGCUAUGUUUGUGGUCAUUACACCCAGGUAGUAUGGGCUUCUUCCUAUGCAGUUGGGUGCGGAAGAUCCCUCUGUGAGUUUGCUACAUCAGAAAGUUCCAACUAUACAAAUGUCUAUAUUAUCACAUGCAACUACGGACCCGCAGGUAACUACGUUGGAUCACAGCCCUAUGAUGAUGGUCCGAGCUGUACUCAAUGUGAUUCAGGAGUAGCACUCUGUUACAACAAUCUUUGCAAUGAAUGUUCUUUGGAAGAGCAAGGAUGUGAAUGUCGGGUCUCUUGUGAAAACUGCGCCACAAUAUCAAAUAACUGUACAUGUGAAUGCCGAGACGGGUGGUACGGCACAGAUUGCUCGACUGAAUGUGCUGACACCCAUCAGUACUGCUGGAAUAGCCCAGGCUGGCCAGGACCAGAAUACUGUGACGUGCACAACGCAGUGCCCAAAAGAUGCCCAUACAUGUGUGGUCUAUGCAAUCUUGCAGACCCAGACUUCGUUUGUGGUUCUUCUACAACACAGAUGGCUACAGCACAAGUAUCCAUUAAUUCGACUCUUAAGACGAUGACCACAAGCAAUUCUAAUCAAGGGGGUGGGUCGACUUCUGUUCCGUCCAUGACGUCGACAGCGACAAUGACGACCAGCAGUCCUAAUCAAGGGGACAGCUCGACUACUGUUCCGUCCAUGACGUCGACAGCGAUAAUGACGACCAGCAGUUCUAAUCAAGAGGACGGCUCGACUACUGUUCCGCCCAUGACCUCGACAGCGACAAUGAUGACCAGCAGUCCUAAUCAAGAGGACGGCUCGACUACGGUUCUGUCCAUGACGUCGACAGCGACACUGACGACCAGCAGUCCUAAUCAAGAGGACAGCUCGACUACGGUCCCGUCAAUGACGUCGACAGUGACAAUGACGACCAGCAGUCCUAAUCAAGAGGACGGCUCGACUACGGUUCUGUCCAUGACGUCGACAGCGACAAUGACGACCAGCAGUCCUAAUCAAGGGGAGGGCUCGACUUCUGUUCCAUCCAUGACGUCGACAGAGACAAUGACGACCAGCAGUCCUAAUCAAGAGGACGGCUCGACUACGGUUCUGUCCAUGACGUCGACAGCGACAAUGACGACCAGCAGUCCUAAUCAAGGGGAGGGCUCGACUUCUGUUCCAUCCAUGACGUCGACAGAGACAAUGACGACCAGCAGUCCUAAUCAAGGGGACAGCUCGACUACGGUUCCGUCCAUGACGUCGACAGCGACAAUGACGAACAGCAGUCCUAAUCAAGGGGACAGCUCGACUACUGUUCCGUCCAUGACGUCGACAGCGACAGUGAGCGCAGUUGAAACGCAAUCCUCGAGCACAACGUCUCAUUUGAUGACGACUUCAGCUUUGAUGAGUGACGAAACAACGUUUGCUAGCGGUGAGACUACACCGCCACCGUUUUACACAACAGAGCAGUUGACAAUUUCUUCCACCACUAAAGUAUCGACCUUUUCUACCGGUCAAAAUAAUGGUGAAAGUACCUCAGUCCCUACUGAUACCAGUGCUGCAUGUGAUGACAUCAUCUGCCAAAAUGGCGGAACUUUGGAAGAAGUGUCCUGUACUUGUCUAUGCGCAAAUGGAUAUCAGGGAGACGCAUGUCAAAAUUUAGAGUCGGAAGCCCAGUAUGGAGUUGAAAUUACAAUUCAAGCAUCCAUCGAUAUGUGGCAGUCAAUAAGAGGCCUACUUAUUCGGGUGGUUGCCGAGAUUGUCACAGAUUGGUGUAACAUCAAUUUCUCAGUCUGCUGUCCAAGCCAGGGAGAAAAGAACAGUGAAGAAAUCCUCGAUUACGUAAAUGAGACCGACAUCGCCAUCGCAGUCGGCUAUCCCGAAGAAACCACGACCUCGGGAUCGAGCGACCAAUUGUUAUCCGUUAUGCUUCUAGUCACGCCCCCUCUAUCGACGGAGCUCUGUAAUUCGGGAUCUCUCAGCAGACGUCGACGGAGCGCAAGGUUGACUUUGUCAAAUAUUCAGAAGAGAUCAAGUGAAACUGAAGUCUCUUAUCUGGAUCAGGAAGCCUUAUAUUCCGCAGUCACAGAAAAUCUUGAUAUCAUUGAACUCGAACUCAAUAUGACCAUCGAGGAAAUCGUUAUGGGAGAGGUCAUGAGCGCUCCGUCCGAAUUGUCAGCCGCAGUCAUCGUCGGGAUCGUCGUCGCUUCCGUCGUCGUUUCCAUUACCAUUAUCAUUGGUGUGUUCAUUUUCAUACAGAAAAGCACAACUGCAACCAAAGUCCGUCCAAUAUCGUCCAGUUGGAAACCGGCAGUGAUAAAAUAAAUCUUUUAAACAACGGCGUUGAUGUGAUCUUACUAUAUAUCUGACACUGAUCUUAUGCGAAAUCCGUCCAUCCAUGGCAGUUGUUCCCUGCUGAAAAGAACAUUCUGUAUUCACAGUGUGGUUUCACCACAAAAUAGUUAUCAAGGAAUGCUUGAGUUUUAGCGUCAAAUAAUGAUGCAUCUUGUAUCUAUACUCGGUAGAAAUUCAAUAUUUCGUCUUGUUCUCCUGGUCCUCCUUCCUUACGUUCUUUCAUUUUUCUUAAUGUGUUUCAUAUUUUUCACUGAUUAUUUGGAAUGUUAUAUUUUCGUUAUAUUUUUAAUAUCACUUUCUUUCUAGUGUGUUCUAUUCAGUUUGCCCUCAUAUAAUUUCAAUUGUAUGUAACUAUUGUGUCGUUCAUAUUACUUUUUUUUUAUAUUUGCAAUAUGUAUCUAACCCGACGAGGGACAUUGUUACACAAGCCUAGCUUCUCAUUAGUUCCUCUUUUCUCAUGCUCCUCCUUAAUCUUAUAAAACUUUUUUUUUUUUCAUAUUUGUAUACUAAUUAUACAUACAUUAAUCUUUAUGAUUAUGUCAUUAUUUUGACGAAGCUUUAUUAUUUGUGCUUGUAUAAUUUUGUAAAUAUUGUUAUGAGAAAUAAAAACCUGCAAAAUCAAUAUACUGUACCCAGGUGUGAUGUUGGGUGGGGCGCCAUUUUAACACUCGCCUAUGCGGGGCAAAGUUUUACUAUAUAAAUUAGAUCCGCCAUUUUGUGAGAUAUUGGCCUGGAUCUGGGCCCUGUUAUAACGUCGGGCUGAUUCUAUGAUUGAUUGCAUUGAUUAUUAUGUAUGAUCGAUUGUUCAAAUCAGUUACAGGGCCCAGGACCCCGUCUUACAAAGAGUUGCGAUUGAUCUUAUCAACCACAAAUAUGGAAAGCCAGUAAAUGCCAUCACCUGAAAAGCAUGUUUGUUCAACAUAAUGAUGUCCAUUUACAUAUUUAUAGUUUUCUUUGAAAUUCAGUGUGUUUAUCUUUGCUUACAAAGGACAUUGUGCAAAUUUCCCGAGGAGAAAAAAAUGACAUAGAUGGAUUUCCAUAUACUUGAGGUUGAUCGGAUCAAUCGCAGCUCUUUGUAAGACGGGGCCAGGUUUCCCAUCGUAAUGUUGUGCAAGGUUUCUAUAUACAAGAUAUAUUUCGUAAUCCAGAGAUCAAUGUAUGCAAAGCGAAAUAUGGGAUAUGUGGCUAUUCAAAUCGCCAAAUACUUUGAUUACAAACAAAUGCAUGGUAUUAAAGUUUAGUGUUUGAUAGAUUCAUUUCCAUUUAAUUUAAUAUAGAUCUGAUGUAGAUUUCGGUUAUUGCAGUAAAUUAUGUACCGGUACAUUAUGUAUUGUAAAUUUCUUCCAUCAACAAUCCAUUACAGUGACCGUGUUUCUGGUAGCCUAAACAGGUCGAUGUUAGGAAACGAUUUUUUAUUGGUGAUUUACCAAGAAGGAAAUGUCAACAGAUAAAAGGCCAAGGUUUGUUUCAUCUUUUGAUUCAUCUUCGUUUUUAAUCUUCGAGAUUGGAAAGUAAAGACCUCAACGAUUGACUCCGGUGUUUAUUGUAACGUUCAGACAAAUUUUAGUCGCCUGUGAAAAAUAGGAGAGCGCGUGUGCUCAAGACAACAUUCCGAAAUUUUUCAAUGGAAAAAAAGUUAUGUUUCUUGUCAGUUUUAAAAAUAUUGUAAAUAUUGUACGUAAAAGAAAAUUAAAAGAUCAUGUUUUUAUUUUCU